UCUAUCUAUCUAUCUAUCUUAUCGCAAGUAGUUGAAGUGUGCCUGUUGCUGCUGCUGUGUUCAUUGUUUCAUUCAUUCAUUCAUUCGAAAUUCUGAAUGGCUCUUUCUUUAGCCAUUAAUCUUCUUCCUCCUGUUCGCGAUAACCUGCGACCCCAACAACCUCUUUCUCCUCAAUUCCAAUUCCGCCCCAACCCAGUCAAAUUCCCGAUACCCUCCACCCGAAUUCGAUGUUCCUCCUCCUCUUUCAAUGACGUUACCCUCAAAACUACUACCGACAACAACAACACUUUCGCUUGUCGCUUUCACACUGCCCAGUUCGGAGUACAGGAAAGCAACAAAUCAUAUGCAGAAGCGUAUGCUGUAGGGAGACACAUUCGUAUGUCUGCUGACAAAGCUCGAAGAGUAAUCGAUCAGAUUCGUGGACGUCCAUACGAGGAAACACUUAUGAUAUUGGAACUCAUGCCUUAUCGAGCCUGUGAACCCAUUAUAAAGAUAGUGUUUUCUGCUGGAGCAAAUGCAAGCAAUAACUUAGGUCUAAGCAAAUCAAGUUUAGUUAUUAGUAAAGCAGAGGUCAACGAAGGGAAAACUUUGAAAAGAAUAAGAGCACGAGCUCAAGGGCGGGCUAACCAAAUUCUAAAGCGCACUUGUCAUAUUACUAUCACAGUAAAAGGUUUACCUAGUGAGUCUGUUGUGGAAGUAAAUCCCUCUUGAUCCUAUUUGAAAAUCAAAAAUAUUUAUCCCUAUUGCGAAUCUCCUCCAAUCAUUACAUUUGAUGGAAAUUUCUGCAUUUUGAUAUUAUGUAGCUCAAUUAAUACUGUGACUUCUGCAUGAGUGUUGAGAAUCUUUUAAGUGUACCACUAUGUAGAGCUAUUUGAAUAUUCAUGAAAUGUUUUAGCAUUGAUAUUUGAAAUUAAUUUACUUUAGUUAAAAA
Molecule: messenger RNA, 931 nt
Organism: Trifolium pratense (red clover)
Lineage: Eukaryota; Viridiplantae; Streptophyta; Magnoliopsida; Fabales; Fabaceae
Product: 50S ribosomal protein L22, chloroplastic-like
Exons: 2
Coding region: 97-711 (204 amino acids)
Biological process (GO): ribosome assembly; translation
Cellular component (GO): large ribosomal subunit; ribosome
Molecular function (GO): structural constituent of ribosome
Source: RefSeq, a predicted model, not a curated record